CUUGUGGCACAACUACCAACACCUACACCUCUUCAUCGACAACAACGGGAAGAAAGUAUUUUUCCACACUCACCAGAUUUAUCACCUAAUUGCGUUUUUUUCUUUCCCCCCGUUUUUUGUUCAUUUGCUUUUUCAGUCAAGAGGCCUUUAGGCUAAGAACAAAAAAUACAAGAUGAUCGCUCUCUUUUCCUUUGCAUUGGUGGUCUGUGCAAGCAGUCUACAUGCCGAAGCACAAGAUGGUGGAUCAAGAACCAAGGUCUACGCCAACAGAGGUGACAAUAUCACUCUGCCCUGCAGACUGGAAGGUCAGUCCAGUUUGUUCGGGAACAGAAUCAAGUGGGCCAAACUUGAGGAUGACUCUUCAGAAACCAAUGUGCUCAUCUCCAUGGGGGCCCACAAGAAGACCUAUGGAAAUUUCCAGAACCGCGUUUACCUGUUGGAGGUGGAUGACAAUGAUGCUACCUUGGUUAUUACAGACCUAGAUCUUAACGACUAUGGCACAUACAGGUGUGAGAUCAUCAACGGCAUGAAUGACAAGAUUGUUGAAGUGGACCUUGAAUUGCAAGGGAAAGAUUCACUUUCUUUCACAGGGGUUGUUUUCCCAUACUCCCCUCGUCUGGGGCGGUACAACCUCAACUUCCAAGAUGCUGAGACCGCAUGUCUGGAGCAGGACGCUGUGGUCGCCUCCUUCGAGCAGCUCUAUGGGGAAUGGAGAAAUGGGAUGGAUUGGUGCAAUGCUGGCUGGCUCAAUGACGGAACCGUGAAGUACCCCAUCACCAAACCCAGAGAGCCCUGCGGAGGCGUGAGGACUUCAGCCGGACUGAGAAACUAUGGCCGACAGGACAAGUCCAACAGCCGUUAUGACGUGUUCUGCUUCACAGCCAGCCUUAAAGGACGCUUUUACUAUCUGAUCCAGCCCAAAAAGCUGAACUUUGAUGAGGCCGUUAACACGUGUAAGAGAGAUGGAGCUGAGAUCGCAAAGGUGGGCCAUAUAUAUGCUGCCUGGAAGCUGCAGGGGUAUGACCGCUGUGAUGCCGGUUGGCUGGCUGACGGUAGCGUUCGUUAUCCGAUCUCCAGGCCUAGGAAGAACUGCAGUCCCACAGAGGCUGCGGUUCGCUUUGUUGGCUUCCCCGACAAAAAGCAGAAGCUGUACGGUGUCUACUGCUACAAACCUCAGCCGUGAAGCUCUUCACGUCACAUCACCAGCCAAAGAGCAGCAAUACACAGGUUUCCACUUCCACACUUAUGAAGGACUUUUUGCAUGAACUAGCCAUAACUGUGACAAUUAUAGAGAGGAUACUAUAAAGACCAUACAUUCUCAAUAUUAACGUAAACAGUUAUUUUAUCUACCAUAUACAUUUUAUAUAGAUUGUACACCACAUGUAUGCACAACAAAUUGCAUUCAGAAAGGAUAUUCAGCUGGAAGGAAAUUUGAAGUCAUAGCAUUUUGAUCAAAUCCGCUUUUAGUAGGUUAAGUGUGAGUUUGUCAAAAAUCUCCAUUGUGAUAUUGCAAUAAAAUAUUUAAAUAUUACUAAAUAGUAUAAACUUGACAGAAAGUUUUUGAAACUUGCCCAAACAGAAAAGCAAAGGCAUCGUAAAUGGACCUGACACCUUUCUUUUUCUAAAACUUUUCAAAUGCUAAUUUCUUUAAAACUAUUUUUCUUGUGUUGGUGUAUUAUUCAAUGUUCUGAACUGUGAUCUUAUUUUAUCUGUUGAAAUAUAAAAUGAAUGUGUUUGGCCUGUUGUGUUACAAGGCUUUAUAUUCAUAACUAAUUAUAUUGUUUCAUUGUAACACUCAUUCCUCAUUUCUACUCUUUGUUUGAAAUAUUGUGAUGUAUUUUCUUACCUAUCUAAUCAUGAGAAGCUUGUUAUUUUUCAGUUCUUAUCUUUGAUGGCCUUGAAGUUUUUAAAAACUGUUUAAAUGUAUUUGUCCCUGCAUAGAUUUUGACAAGUAUUUCAUCACAAACAGUAACAGAAUUUGACA
Molecule: messenger RNA, 1984 nt
Organism: Sinocyclocheilus anshuiensis
Lineage: Eukaryota; Metazoa; Chordata; Actinopteri; Cypriniformes; Cyprinidae
Product: hyaluronan and proteoglycan link protein 1-like
Exons: 4
Coding region: 173-1183 (336 amino acids)
Biological process (GO): central nervous system development; positive regulation of neuroblast proliferation; glial cell differentiation
Cellular component (GO): synapse; perineuronal net
Molecular function (GO): hyaluronic acid binding
Source: RefSeq, a predicted model, not a curated record